Oppia nitens is the source of this 495-nucleotide messenger RNA. RefSeq lists its product as uncharacterized. Gene Ontology annotation, molecular function: DNA binding. Lineage: Eukaryota; Metazoa; Arthropoda; Arachnida; Sarcoptiformes; Oppiidae. Bases 180 to 446 code for a protein of 88 amino acids. The record is from RefSeq and is a predicted model, not a curated record. The transcript has 3 exons.
AUUUUGGGUUACAAACGGACAGACUCUGUGCUAUACUCGACCAGAGAUUCAAUAUAUUCAUUACAGUCAUCACAGAGAAACACAUCGAUUGCUUUGACAUUUUAUUUGACUAUCUUUGACACUAUAAAACACUCAAUUUUUAUACUAUUUCUAUACAUUUAAUUCAAUCGAGCCAUAUAAUGGGUGACGAUUUAGUCGAUAAAAAAGGUCGGGGAAGACCUAAAAAGCAGGUCAUAGUCGGUGAAGAAGAAGUUAAUUGUGGUAAACGUAAGGCAAGUGAAACCGCUUCCGGAGAAUCACAAUCCAAAAGAGGUCGGGGAAGACCUAAAGGAUCAAUCGGAAAGAAGAAGAGAAAGAAGGCUAAAAACUUUACCAGAAAAAGAAGUAAAAAACCAAAAGAUGCAGUCAGUGCUAACAUUGGAGCCGAUUAUUCGGGUGAAGACUAAUAUAUAUGUCAUAUUAAUAAACACUAUAAUACUAUAUUAUAUGUAAAUU